Messenger RNA from Ectocarpus sp. CCAP 1310/34, 314 nucleotides. The record is from the annotation of a GenBank genome assembly. Lineage: Eukaryota; Phaeophyceae; Ectocarpales; Ectocarpaceae.
CCCCUAUCCUCCACUUCUACCAGCUAGACGGCCCAACCGGGCAGUGUCCACCGGCGUCUUUCCGGUGUCCAUGGACGUCCAUGGAAUGUCAAAUAUCAAUAUUGUUUUCAUUGACGUCUGCAGGCACCCUACAACAUCCUUCCCCGAUUACUGUGCACACAGCCUGCCCAUGAAACGCCACGUAAGCAUACAUCAACUCAUAACCCUGUUUGUUAGACUAUUUUCUCCCAUCAUUGGACUCUGUUGCCUGCCCAUCUGGCCCCUAUCCUCCACUUCUACCAGCUAGACGACCCAACCGGGGUAACAUGGGAGGG